AGGAGGAGCGCCGCCGCCGCCGCCCCAGACUCCCUCCCCGGGCCCCGGCGGGGAGAAUGACGGAGCUCCAGUCCGCGCUGCUACUGCGGAGACAGCUGGCAGAGCUCAACAAAAACCCCGUGGAAGGCUUUUCAGCAGGCUUAAUAGAUGAUAAUGACCUCUAUCGAUGGGAAGUCCUUAUUAUUGGUCCUCCGGAUACACUGUAUGAAGGCGGUGUCUUCAAGGCUCAUCUUACUUUCCCAAAGGACUAUCCACUCAGGCCGCCAAAAAUGAAGUUUAUCACAGAAAUAUGGCAUCCAAAUGUUGACAAAAAUGGCGAUGUCUGUAUUUCCAUUCUUCACGAGCCUGGUGAAGACAAAUAUGGCUAUGAGAAACCCGAAGAACGCUGGCUUCCCAUCCAUACUGUGGAAACCAUAAUGAUUAGUGUAAUUUCUAUGCUGGCAGAUCCCAAUGGCGACUCUCCUGCAAACGUUGACGCAGCGAAAGAAUGGAGGGAAGAUAGAAAUGGAGAAUUCAAGAGGAAAGUCGCCCGCUGUGUAAGAAAAAGCCAAGAGACAGCUUUUGAGUGACAUUUAAUUCAGCAGCUAGUAGCUUCACUUUUUUCAGGGUCUCCAAUUGAGGAACGUGGCACUGUUUUUCCUGCACUCUACCCACCUAUUGCUGGACUUCUGUUUAUACCAAGUUGGCAGACACUGGCUGGAACUGGGCUGCAAUAAAACAUGCCAGUUAUCAAUGCUGACAGAGCCUAACAAGUGCCAACAAAGAUUUGCGCAUUUUGAAAACUAAUGAACUGCUUUAACCUUCAGGAAGAAUUGUAAAGAUGUGUACAUAGCACAACGUGAUCCGGAUAAUAUAUAUACUGUUCAUGUACAUCCACAAAUACACAUUGUACCAAAUAAUGCUGUCUUGUAGUUAGGAUAAGUAAAGAAUCGUGUAAAUUCUAAAGAUUUUAGCAGGUUUUCUUUCCCCCCUUCAUGGUUUUUCUUAUCAGUCCUAAAAAAAUUCUCGUGAAGCAUGUUGGACUAAACAAAUUAGGAUUAAAAAAAAACACCGUUUAACUUUUUUCUUUGAGCCAUUGAUGCUUCAUUUAAAUCUUUCACUUUAAUAAAGUUUAAUACCUUUGUAAUUCUUUCCCUUCCCCUCAACUUUUUUCAGAGGUCCUUAACACAACAGUGAGAUCUAUUCCUUGAUUCUAACAAUGACUUGAGCACUGUCAUCACCAAGAGGUGCAUUUCUUCUUCUGACACUAUUGCCCAGCUGAGCACAUCUCUUG
Messenger RNA from Euleptes europaea (tarantolino), 1273 nucleotides. It is a transcript of the gene UBE2G1, whose product is annotated as ubiquitin conjugating enzyme E2 G1. The coding region runs from base 57 to 569 and encodes 170 amino acids. Gene Ontology annotation, molecular function: ubiquitin conjugating enzyme activity. The record is from RefSeq and is a predicted model, not a curated record. NCBI's taxonomy places the organism in Eukaryota, Metazoa, Chordata, Lepidosauria, Squamata, Sphaerodactylidae. The transcript is spliced from 6 exons. Gene Ontology annotation, biological process: protein polyubiquitination; proteasome-mediated ubiquitin-dependent protein catabolic process.